Messenger RNA from Hippocampus comes (tiger tail seahorse), 2020 nucleotides. RefSeq names its product phospholipid phosphatase-related protein type 5-like. The transcript has 5 exons. NCBI's taxonomy places the organism in Eukaryota, Metazoa, Chordata, Actinopteri, Syngnathiformes, Syngnathidae. Gene Ontology annotation, molecular function: phosphatidate phosphatase activity. Bases 400 to 1383 code for a protein of 327 amino acids. Gene Ontology annotation, cellular component: plasma membrane. Gene Ontology annotation, biological process: phospholipid dephosphorylation; phospholipid metabolic process; signal transduction. The record is from RefSeq and is a predicted model, not a curated record.
UUUGUCUGGCAGCAGCCGACACCUGGGGGGGGCGGGCUGAGGCGAAAGGCCACUGGCAGAGCGCAGAGCCAUCCGCGCUCUCAUUCGCCGCCUCCGGCCAGUGAGCGGAGGGAAGCGUCCUCCUGCGGACACGCGUUCCUCACUUUGCGAGCGCUUCGCACGCUCAUCCGCAGCCUCCGGCUCCGCCUCCCUGUCGUCGACGAGGCGGCAUCCCGCCCCCCCCCUCCCCUCUCUCUCUCUUUCUGCGACGCGCGCGCUGACUGGCUGCGAAGCGGGGGUCGGGUUGCCGUCGCGAGAGGGGCUGCUCCCGAAAAGCGGAGCGGCCAUCCACCGCCGGCAGUGCAGAAUGGAGGAGGGCGACGGCGGGCGCGAGAGCCGCGCAAAUGGAAUCGCGCUUCAAUGAAACGUCUCCCGUCUCGCGUCGGCAUCAUGUUGUACUUCCAGUUGGUGAUCAUGGCCGGGACCGUCAUGCUGGCUUAUUACUUUGAGUGCACCGACACCUUCGGGGUGCACGUGCAGGGAUUCUUUUGCUACGACACCACCUACACCAAGCCCUACCUUGGACCGGAGGAGCGCAGCGCCAUCCCGCCCAUCCUGCUGUACGCCGUGGUGGCGGUGCUGCCCACGCUGCUGAUCGCAGCAACAGAGACGGUGCUGUUCCUGGUCCAGUACACGUCCAAAGAGUUUGACCGUUCGGAGAAGACGGUUGCCACGGGAGACUGCUGCUAUCUCAACCCACUGGUGCGCAGGACGUUCCGUUUCCUGGGAGUUUACACCUUCGGUCUCUUCACCGUUGACAUCUUUGCCAACGCAGGCCAGGUGGCGACGGGGAACCUGGCACCUUAUUUCAUGAGCAUCUGUAAGCCAAACUACACGGCGCUGGGCUGCCAUCGGGCCCCGCGCUACAUCAGCCACCAGGAGGCCUGCACGGGAGACCGGGACGACAUCCUGCACGCCCGCAAAACCUUCCCGUCCAAGGAGGCCGCUCUCAGCACUUACGCCGCGCUCUACCUGGCUAUGUACGUGACGUGCACGGUGCGGGUGGAAGGCAGCCGCCUGGCCAAGCCCGUCCUGUCGCUGGCCCUGCUGUGUCUGGCCUUCCUCACGGGACUGAAUCGCAUCGCCGAAUACCGCAACCACUGGGCCGACGUCAUUGCGGGCUUCGUGAUCGGCACCGCCAUCGCCACCUUCUUGGUGGUGUGCGUGGUCCACUAUUUCCAAGGGAAGUUGCUGCUGAACGACGAGACUCCGACGGGAGCGCGGACGCGCGCGGCACUUGUGGGCACGGGCCAGGUCGAGAGUCCUCUGGACAAGUACAUCGUCUCGCAGGUCCGUCGCGACGCCCGCUCGCUCGCUGUUGACCGUUUUUGUCCGACCGCGUGAGCCCGUUCCGAUCGACUUUGGAAAGUCAACGUCGGGGAUGUCACCGACAACUCCUUGAUCCUAAUCCAUCCCUCCGUGCGGAUCCAGACCGGCCUCCAAGAUUUGAGGAGAAAGUCUCGUUGAACCGAUGAGAGAAAAAGGAUGCCGUUUAUUUAGGGAGCGACUGCGCUCGGACGUUGGCGCCUUCUCCCGGGACGGGCUCGGAUGGAACAAAUGAGGGCGGCGGCAGAAUAGGGUCCGCGGGAACAUUUUGUCUGCCAAAGAUACAAACAAACUGUUUGGGAGAGCAUCCAGUAAGCCAUUCACUUCCAAAAAAAAGAUUGGGAAAACACACCGGAGCUUUGUUCAAGUCAAAGAGACUUCACAGCAACGCAUCCCGCUAAGAAGAUGCACAUUUGGUGGACCGUGAAAAAAACAAAAAACAUUCAGUUGCCUGAACACGGCCGAAACAAAAAAAAGGGGGAAAAAUAUCAGCUCGUAUUAAACUCAGCGAUGCUAAGCUCGGCGGAAAGUAACCGGGCUAAAAAUAGCACAGCAAAGAAGCCUCCGAGCUAAAGGGGCCACGCUAAAGAAAAUGACAAGCGAGAAAGAAACAGUGCGCGCUUCUCGUUCCCAUUUGGUUUUGCUCGGCUCAUCG